Molecule: messenger RNA, 1420 nt
Organism: Dendrobium catenatum
Lineage: Eukaryota; Viridiplantae; Streptophyta; Magnoliopsida; Asparagales; Orchidaceae
Product: ubiquinol-cytochrome-c reductase complex assembly factor 1
Exons: 8
Coding region: 304-1182 (292 amino acids)
Biological process (GO): mitochondrial respiratory chain complex III assembly
Cellular component (GO): mitochondrion
Source: RefSeq, a predicted model, not a curated record
UGAAGCUCCCACAAGCCCAAGGCCGUCGCAGCCCAUAUUAAGGGCGAACUCGAAUCCAUUCUUGGCUGGCUUGCUCGUGCGUGGCCACCAGCAUCGCCAUUCGCAGUUCCCGUUUCAAUACCUUCUUCGAAUCGACCAUUUUCUUCUGGCGCGGCGCCGGCUUCUCUUUCUUCGGCCGAUGUUCUGAUCUCUUCUGUAACCUCUUUUGAUCCGUCUGGUCCUUUCCUUCAUCUCUUGACGCCCUGUCAUUCAAUUUUCGUUACGGAAAAUCAUUACCUUAUUGCUCAGAUUCUUGUUUACCUGAUGCUGUCCAGAUGGAGCAAGGCAGCUUUUAUUGUCCGGCAUUUUGGCCCGCGCCAAAGAGUUGUGAGUUUAGAGGAACAUUCUCCCCUCGGUCGAAGCUACUCUGGAGUUCCUGCGGCCGCAGCUUCUGCGUCAACAAGCUCUCCUGGUUCGGACCUGAAGCAGUCUUCUAGCAAACCAGAGGUUAAAUUAAAUUCCUUGUUCUGGUCUAAACCCAGUUCAUUGGCUCUGCCUCCUGGUUCUCCUUUGAGAAUAGAAGAACCACAGUAUGAGGGCCUUCGGCAUAUAAUGCUCAAGCUAUUACUAUUUUAUAGUAAACAGAGCAGGUCAAUCAGAGGGGCAAAUGCUGUCUAUAGGAGGAUCAUUUCUCAGGUUGAUAAGCCUGCUAUCUAUGAUGUCUUUAACCUGGAAAACACGUUCAGAACUACUUUUUCUCUGCUGGUGCUUCAUAUGUGGUUAUUUCUACGUCGGUUGAAGGAAGAGGGGAAGGAAGGUGCUGAAUUCGGGCAAUACUUAUAUGAGAUUUACAACCAUGAUUUAGAAAUGAGAGUUUCUAAGGCAGGGGUGAACCUACUGCUAACAAAAUGGAUGAAAGAACUGGAGAAGAUUUUCUAUGGGAAUAUUGUUGUUUAUGAUGAUGCCAUGAAACCUGAUGCCAAGCAUGAUGAACUUGCAAAUGCUAUAUGGAGGAAUAUAUUCUCAGACGAUGGUACAGGGCCAUCCAGUGACGCAGCUACAACUGCCGUCCAGGCAAUGUCAAGGUAUACACGCAGGGAGUCUACCUGCCUGUCAUUGACAGACAAGGAAGCUAUAUUCUCUGGCAACUUUUUGUUUACUUCCUUGGAAUUGCAGAGCAAGUACCAAAAGCUACAUAAUUGAGUGUGAAACAAUGUAAAUAGAAUAAAAAAUUAGAUCUGCCACCUAGCUUUUGAUGUUGAUUUUUUUUUUCCUGAUAUUUUUAUAUUUGAAAGCCUUGUCACUGGAUUCCUGCUAAAAACUAGGGGCACAUGACUAGAAUGCUAUUAGCAAUUUUCGUUUCCUUGUCUCAAGUUGAAGACAAGGAACAUAUUGGUCUAAGAUGGCACAUUUCAUUUAGAUGUUCGCUUGUUUUGUUGUU